AUGCAAGGGAGGAGCUCCUGACCCAAGUUGAAAUCCAAGGGAGCAUCAACAAAAUCAACAGUAAGUGAUGUCAUUUUGUGAAGGAAGUGCGAGGUGAUAGACUUUUGUUCCCUCAAGUCCCCUGAAGUUGUGUGGCAUCCUUUUCCUCUUUCUGCCUUCUGCUUUUGACAUUGUUUUUGUGGACGACUUUCGUGCAAGUCCAUUCAUGAGGCUUGGGGGGCUUCUCAUGGUUUGAAACCCCCCCAACUCCCAUGGGAUGAAAUCUGUGACCUUGUCCACUGUAGCUACUACGCAACUAUUUGGCCCCUUUUGUUGUGCCGGAAGGCUGAGACACGCCACCUGCCCCUUUCCAUCAAGGAUCAUUCAUCUCUGAUGUGGUCUAGGUAUUGUAGACCUCUCCGUGGUCAGGGUAAGUGGUGAUUGGCUAGGCUGGUGCUGCCCGGAAGAGUAGUGAUCGUUAAACCCCCAAUCCCUGAGCGAUUCAAGGGGAAAUACCAGCAAGUACAUAAAGUGUGAUUCUGACUGCCAUCUGACUGCCUCCUUGUCCUCCAGGGCUCGCUGCUGUCGAUGAGAUCAAUGCUGUGAUUCGGGAAGGUCAUCCCAGUAACACCGUGAUGGCACUCAUGAAACCUGAGGCCCAGCUCCCGACCGUCCAUCCCUUUGCUGCUGUUCUGUAUCAGGAUGAACUGUUCAACCUUCAGGAACAGAGCUCUUUGAACUACUUGGCCCCUGAGGAGCUGUCCACGACAGUAGAGAAGGUGUCAGCCGUUGCUCUGCUUAACCAGGCGUUGGAAACCAAAGAUCUUGAGUUGACCCAGGAUCGUCUCAGAAAUCCCUCAAUUGACUUCAAUAACCUGGAUGAAGCACACUUGGAACGGUACGCUAGCAGGCUCAUGUCCAUCAAAAGAGAAGCCUCAUCUCAAGGACAGGAUAACCUGAGGCCGGACGAAAUGCAGAAUCAAAUCGAUAGGGUCAAUGAGGAAAUUCAAGAAGCUGAAAUUCAAGCAGAAGAAAGUAAGUGCAGUCAGUUUGGUUUUGCAGAAUGCUUGCGAAUGUCUGUCUUCUGGAUAAUUCGAGGCUUGACCUUUAGCCAAUGGUUUCCUCAAUUUUUAACUCCAGUCCUAUUUGGGGUGCGGGGAACUUGUCCUAAUGUGUCUUAUUACAUGAUUUUUGUCUUAGUUCAUGGAAAGUGAAUCAAUACAAAUAUUGGUUGCCAGGCAGCAGAGCGGUAAGGGCUGGGCAAGUGGAGUUCCAUGACUUUCGCAAGGUUAGGAAAAGGUAGGAAAGUAUGUGAUGCCGGAUCUGAAUCCAGGGCUUCUCAAGUCCAGGUUCCUCACUCUUAUCCACAGCCACUGACCUUCCCCUCUAGAUGAUAUCGAAAGGUGACUUUUUCAUGGCAAUGACUAUAACUGCAUCCUCUUGGCCGUGGCGCUCUGUUCAUCAUUUUGAUCACAGAUAAUGAUAGAAAUGUAAAGGAUGCGGGAUAUUGGACUAAAGUCUUCCUCGGCUGAGGAAACAUUCUGGAAUAAUGAGGAAAUAUCUGAUGUGUGGCUCAGUGCGUAAAGUGCUGACUGCAUAGUGAGGAAGGCUGGAGUUCAAGUCAUGUCUCAGCUACUGCCUCGUGAUAUGCCCCUGGGCCAAUGAUUGAGCCUCUGGCCGAGGUUCCUCCACGCCAAUAUGGGGGAAAUAAUAGUAGCUACCUCUCAGGGUUGUGGUCAGGAUGAAAGGGAGAUGAUAUUUAUGCAGCACCGAGCAGCACAGUGC
Monodelphis domestica (gray short-tailed opossum) is the source of this 1764-nucleotide messenger RNA. The record is from RefSeq and is a predicted model, not a curated record. NCBI's taxonomy places the organism in Eukaryota, Metazoa, Chordata, Mammalia, Didelphimorphia, Didelphidae.